AGGGGGCUUGAAGAAGUCAACGCAAUCUCAUGAAAUUAGCUUAACCAUGGCAAUGAGCUAAAGGAGGAAGGCAACCAAAUCUAUUGAUGAGUUUUGGAUUCAAGUUAGGGGUCCAUGCACUUUCUACUCACCAGCUUGAGGGGGCUUGAAGAAGUCAACGCAAUCUCAUGAAAUUAGCUUAACCAUGGCAGUGAGCUAAAGGAGGAAGGCAACCAAAUCUAUUGCAUAAAACAGACGUUGUCAUGUCUUAUCUUCGUUGUUCCCCCUUCAAAUUUCAACGCCAUGGACUCCGGAAGUCACAGAUUAGAGAGGGAUCCCACCAGCUGUCAGAAUUGUCUGUUUUCCUUCGUAAUUUUCGAGUGUUUAGCCUUGAAUCCAGCUGAGUAUCUUGUUAUUUGUUCAUUAUUUGCGAGAAAGAUCGUUUCUUGAGCCGUUUUGUUGGCCGUCAAGUCUUAUCUUUAAGCUUUGUCAACUUUGAUUCUUUUCUACUUUUGGAUGGAUAUUUUGCUCUUGCGACCAGUAUUUCAGAAUCCGUUCGGAGGAAAGGAAGGAUCUUAGGGUGUUCCAGAUACUGUAGAUGCUGGCCUUUUGUGUGUGUUUUUGGUGCUGAACUAUUAUUUGUCGUGAAAGUUAGAGUGAAAUUUGCUCCUCCCCAUCCCCCUCCAGAUGUCGGAGAAGAUGUUGUAGAUGGCGUACCAUUAGAGUCAUGUUAUGGUUUUUUCAUGAUUUUUUUUGCUUCAAUUUUAUAUUCAUGUCCGUGCUGUGAAACGCUGCUUUGCUGAAUUUCUUCUGUUAAGCUAUAUUUACCUGAUAAUCAUAGUUGUAUCUCCUUAAAAUCCGUAGAUCAGGAUGAGAAAAAUGCUAUCUUCCGUCCAUUGCGCAUGUGAAUACAUUUUAACAUAUAGUGAAAAUAUUUUUAUUUUUGGUUGGUCUUCUGAGGCUUAUUAUGGAACGUAAAUGAGAUUUACAUUUGUAUUAUUCUUAGAUUUACCAGUUUUAUAUCUCAACUACCUACUUAAAUUGCGAGUGCUCUUCAAAGCUUAAAGCCAAAACCUAAUAUUUUGACAUGGUAUUGGCACCAUGUUUCUCGUCAAACAACACUGAUGCCUUUUGCCGUGUGCAAUUGAACAUUUGCUACUUUAUUGAAUAUUUCUGUUCUUUGUUAGGUUUGCUGAGAAGUAUCAAACUGUUAAGUUUUUUUCUUUUCAAAGUUGUUUUGUUUACUGAAAUUAUUAAACUCCAUUGUGUAUAGAUGGUUAUCAGUACUUAAACAUUAAAAGUUGCUUACAUGAUGCUUAAAACUCUGUUCUUCUUCUUCUUUAUAUAAUUUUAAGUUACUGUUGCACAAUAGUGCUACCUAUGAUAUUGUGUGAUGAGCCUUCAGAAUUUUUAAAUCAAGGUAUAUGUAUUUGGCACAACCUUGUAGAUAUAGGCAGACCAAGUUUUAAUGACACUCUGCACUAAAAUUUGGAAAAUUUUCCCCUAGUACAUCGCCAUCAUGGUACAGAAUGUCCCAGCACCUUAUGUGGUGGAAGAAAAUUUUGGAGGUUAUUUCCAUGAUCACGAUGACCUUGCAUUAGCUGAGGAGCUUCAGGAUCAGUUUGGGCAAACUUUCUUUCAGGAAAGCAUAUAUCUAUCGUUCCAAGGAAAUGUUCAUGGUGGCAGUUCUAGGCUGAACAAUGGUCAUGAUAGAAACAUGGGAGAAGGAAAUUCUUCAAGAAUGGCUAGAGUUGAGCAACAGCUAGCUCUUGAUGAGGCAUUAGAUAGAGAACUGCAGGAGUCAGAGAAUCAGCUUGCUGAUACUUCAUUUGGUGAAGUUACCAGAAUUGAAGCUAGUAAUAUCACUCCUGCACAAUCUUUCACCGCAAGUGCUGAGUGCAAUUCUGCAAGCACAUCUUCUCAGGAGUUGCCACAAUGGGGUGAAACCAUAGCUACUGAAAGCAGAGGAUUACCAGAUGAGCCGAUUUCCUUAUUGCAAUCUUCAACAUACAAAGCAGGGUUAUUUUCCAAAAAAGACAAACAUAAGAGCAUGCCCAGUAUGCGAUGACGAGGUUCUUGGUUCUUGAGUGGAUGCACACGAGAGCUGCAGAUGAGUAAUGGCUGCAGUAUCUGCAGACGAGUGACAUCCCUUGUGCCAUUUGUGCUGCAGUAUCUGUACAUCACAAACGGCUGCACUCCUCAUGUUCGAUUGCUCUUCGACUCCUCUGCUCCGUUUACCACACAGUUUUAGCCUCAUUUGAACAACUCGGGUGUUCCUCAUGAAUCAGAUUUCCUGCUGUUCUUGUCACGAGCAAUCAAAGGCCAAGAAACUGUAGCUCUUCGCAUAAUCGAUGCUGGUUCUUUCCACUGAUUGAGAGAUAUUUGAUGCUACUAUGGGCCCUCAAAACUUGAGGAACAUGGACUUGGAUCUCGGGCUACUAAAGUAUUGUAAUUAGACAGAUUUCUCAAAAGAUUUUGUCAUAUCUAUUUCUCCUACUUGUACAAUAAAAGCAGGAGCAGCGAGAAAGAUUUGAACCAUAGAUUGACAUGUAAGAUUCAGAUACUACGAGAAAAAUACCACUA
Messenger RNA from Musa acuminata AAA Group (dessert banana), 2562 nucleotides. RefSeq lists its product as uncharacterized. Gene Ontology annotation, molecular function: ubiquitin conjugating enzyme binding; ubiquitin-protein transferase activity. Gene Ontology annotation, biological process: negative regulation of organ growth; protein ubiquitination. NCBI's taxonomy places the organism in Eukaryota, Viridiplantae, Streptophyta, Magnoliopsida, Zingiberales, Musaceae. The transcript is spliced from 6 exons. The record is from RefSeq and is a predicted model, not a curated record. The coding region runs from base 1499 to 2047 and encodes 182 amino acids.